ACUCAAGUAGUUCCGGAUUUUUAAAGCAGCGAUACAAGGACACCGACUCCGCCGCGCACAGGGUGUAUCAGGCAGUGAGAGGAGCAUGGCGCGGCUGUUAAGGACCGGUUUACGCAGUUAUUUCACCACUCAGAUCCGCAUGGGGUCGGACCAGUUAGGUGAGUUGGGCAAAGGUGCGGGUAAAGGUGGAGGAGGUGGAGGCUCCAUCAGAGAAGCGGGCGGAGCCUUCGGCAAGAAAGAGGCAGCAGAAGAGGAGCGCUAUUUCAGGCAAAAAGAGAAGGAGCAGCUGGCCGCUCUGAGGCAGCACCACCAGGACGAGAUCGAGCACCACAAGAAGGAGAUCGAGCGCCUGCAGCGCGAGAUCGACCGCCAUAAGGGCAAAAUCCGGAAACUUAAACAUGAUGACUGAGCUGGCGCCGGUGCCGUGUUAGCAUGUGUUUCUACCCAAAGUGACCUGACGACUGCUCUGAGAAGCAGCUCUACACAUUCUGUAAUGUCUUAGUAUACUUAAUGAAUAAAGAUCAUAGGAUGUUUUCCA
Molecule: messenger RNA, 538 nt
Organism: Clarias gariepinus (North African catfish)
Lineage: Eukaryota; Metazoa; Chordata; Actinopteri; Siluriformes; Clariidae
Gene: atp5if1a
Product: ATP synthase inhibitory factor subunit 1a
Exons: 3
Coding region: 86-409 (107 amino acids)
Biological process (GO): negative regulation of ATP-dependent activity
Cellular component (GO): mitochondrion
Molecular function (GO): ATPase inhibitor activity
Source: RefSeq, a predicted model, not a curated record